Messenger RNA from Drosophila novamexicana, 1763 nucleotides. It is a transcript of the gene Atf-2, whose product is annotated as cyclic AMP-dependent transcription factor ATF-7. The record is from RefSeq and is a predicted model, not a curated record. The transcript is spliced from 3 exons. Lineage: Eukaryota; Metazoa; Arthropoda; Insecta; Diptera; Drosophilidae. Gene Ontology annotation, biological process: regulation of transcription by RNA polymerase II. Bases 198 to 1382 code for a protein of 394 amino acids. Gene Ontology annotation, molecular function: DNA-binding transcription factor activity, RNA polymerase II-specific; cAMP response element binding.
ACACGGUUUUUGGCUUGUAACGUAUUUUGUUUGAUUUGCCAGUGCUGGAAAACGCAAAUGCUUCGUUGCGCCCGCAAACAAUUUAUCGCCUAUCGACUCACCUCCACACUUCUAGGCUCGAUAGUUUUGCGGUGACAGCACUGGCAGAACUUUUGUUAUUGUUUUCGUUAAUUGUUGUUAAAUGAAUUCGUCCUACAAUGGAAACGGACGCCAAUAUUGCGGACAUUUCAGACGUCUCAUUUGCUGAAUUCGAAACGAAAACCGGCGACGGAAAUGCCAAUUUUGAUAAUUAUGGCCAGUGUCAGGCUAAACACGAUAUGGCUAUGACUCUCGACCUGUCCUUGGGCCAGAAGGCUGAGCAGCUGUUUGCCACUGACCAAACUCCAACGCCGACGCGGCUGAUUAAAAACUGUGAGGAAGUGGGUCUAUUCGAUGAUCUGCAGCAUGUGAAUCCCUUCGAUAUUGGAUUCCAACGGGCUGCCGAACAAAAUGCCGUUGCAGGUAAAGCCCUGCCAGCGACACCAACCUGUGCAGAAGCACCAGCUACGGAUGGUGACUCGCUGCACACACCGCAGGUAUAUCCACUGGAGACGGCAACAGCUGCUCCGGUGGCUAGCCAGAACAGCAGUCCAUUGGAUGUGCCCGUGACCCAUGUGGAGGAGCUGCUGCAAGCAACGACACCUGCAACUGUGCCCGGGCCCGUGCCCGCAACGGUGGAAAAUCCGCCGCCGCUGCAGCUAAUACAGCCGCCAGUCAUCACAUGGGUGCUGCCAGCGCAAGCAUUACCUAUAAACGCAAUACCUGCCAGCGUCAGCAAACCCUUGCCCGAACAGACUGUGCGUCCUUUUAUAUUGCCCAAGCCCAACGUGCCUGGAAAUAGCAAGGCUUCCACAGGGAUUGUGGUACACAGCACACAGCCUGUACAUGAGCCGAGCAGCGCUAGUCUUACGCCCACAUCACAGUUGCCCAUCAAGGAACGCCUCAAGGCCAUACUCAAUAAUAGCAACAAUAACCGAAAGCAGCGCAACAGCAGCUUUUCAACGCCAGCGCCCAAGGCAAAGGCAGCGGUCAAGCGAAACGAGGAUUGCAUGGAACGACGCCGUGCCGCGGCCAGCCGCUAUCGCCACAAGAUGCGCAAUGAGCACAAGGAAAUCAAGGAUCACAAUGCACAGCUACAGCAAGAGAUACGCAAGCUGCGAGAGCGCAUCAAGACCCUAGAGCUGCAACUCCAACAGCAAAACAACAACAAUGCGGGUGCAGUCGUGGGCAAUCAGAUACAAAUACCCCCAUCGAGCAUACACCUGGUUAUAAAUGUGCCUAAGAUGAUAGUGCCUUCGUCCACAUCAAAUCUGAUGCUAGAUCAAAAGUUUAGAAGACUGUAAAUAUGUACAAGUAGGAUGCUGGUUCGAAUCCCCAAGCUAGCCGCAUAUUUUGCUAGCUAUGUGCUAUUUAAAAUUUAGAUUUAAUACAAAAGAGUCUAUUCAGAUAUGUGCCACUUAAUUGUAUGCAUAAAAUGUUAGCAUUGCUAACAUUUUAUUACAUAUUUGUUAACAUUUAAAUAUGUUUGCCAUUGUUAGUGGCAGAUAGUUUUUUGUUUUUAUUAAUAUUACUUAUGCGUCAGCUGGAGCACAAAAAGCUCGUAAUCAUAAUCAGUCGGAUUUUAAUUAUGAACCUUACUUUUACAGUUUACGCUUAUUGAUUUGACAUAAAUGUUAUAUAAAUUUAAAAAAGUUAAAUUAGGUUUAUUUGUUAAUAAUGCACAA